Molecule: messenger RNA, 2879 nt
Organism: Oncorhynchus gorbuscha (pink salmon)
Lineage: Eukaryota; Metazoa; Chordata; Actinopteri; Salmoniformes; Salmonidae
Product: growth hormone-regulated TBC protein 1-A-like
Exons: 8
Coding region: 694-1794 (366 amino acids)
Source: RefSeq, a predicted model, not a curated record
GACAUUUUGUAAACCUAGUAUAUUACGAGGUAAAAUGUAAGAAAAUGAGAUGUGAUUAUAUAUAAUCGAAUAGGUUUGUUAUUUCAUCGCUGAUCGUUUUUGCGUACCUAGAAUAUUUAUUAGAGGGCGGUUCUAUUUCCCGCUCAUGCUUGAUUGACAUGUGCCCCGAGGCUAAGCGGAGCUCGGGCACAGUCAGGCGUUCUACCUUGGAAAACAUGGAAAGAAACCACUCGGCAGAUUCAUAGACAUUUCAAUAUAUUUAUUAAUUAUGGACCAUGUUUCGAGACGCUGUGGAGUCAGCCGAUCGCGUUUCGCAUAGUUGUUACCAGAUUGCGGUUGCUCUCCAGUUUCAGCCACCAAAGUAAAAAUCCAGGUGCAUAAACGGGUUUCUCUCUUCCAGAUAGGAUGAAAGAUCGAGACACUUUUACUCUCUACUUCCAGCUAAAUUAGCUUGUGCCUCGGGUGGGUCAAUACAACUCUCCGUAGUUUGACUGUCUGGGACAUCGAGUGACUCUUCGACUGUCCCUGAUCGGCAUCCGAGUCCACGCCUGGGACUUGCAGUUGUGGGACUCGCUUCAUGGAGAGAGCAGCGAUACCGUUUCAACUUUUGGACUACAGAAUAGCCUACUGCGAUUAACUACGCGUUUCGGCCAUAUUUCCACGGCAUAUUUUGGAAUAUAUUUGGGUUAACUCAUGGAAAAGAAAAACAACAAAGCGAACAGGCUUCGCUCGCCGCAACUUCGCAGCCUGAACUCAACUAUCAACUCUCCUCCCAGCGGCAGCAGCGCCAAAGAGAGAGUGCACAGUGUGGACCCGUAUGGCUUUGAGCGGUUGGAGGACUUUGACUAUGAGUCGUAUGAGGAGUUGAUGUCAGAGUACCUGGCCGUGCUCACCAGGAGGUCCAUCAGAUGGUCCAGGCUGUUGCAGGGACGGGGACGGCUGGAGAAGAGCAUCAAGGUGAAGCGGUAUGUGCGUAAGGGCGUGCCCAACGAGCACCGAGGGUUGGUCUGGAUGUCAGCAAGUGGGGCCCAGGAGCACCUGGAGAAGAACCCAGGAUACUAUCACUCUCUACUGGACACUACGAAGCAACAGCACGACCCCAAGCUGGUAGACUCCAUACGCACAGACCUGAACAGAACCUUUCCUGACAACAUUCAGUUCCGCAAGACGUCCAACCCAUGUCUCCAGAAAACCCUGUACAACGUACUGCUAGCGCACCACAACCCAGCUGUGGGCUACUGUCAAGGCAUGAACUUCAUCGCUGGGUACCUCAUCAUCAUCACUAAAGAUGAGGAGAAAUCAUUCUGGCUGAUGGACGCUCUACUGGGCAGGAUACUACCAGACUACUACACCCCGGCCAUGCUGGGUCUGAAGAUGGACCAGGAGGUUUUAGGGGAGCUCGUGAGGACCAAAGCCCCAGUUGUAUGGCAGGCCAUGGGGCAACACAACGUCAUGUGGACCCUGGUGGUCUCCAGGUGGUUCAUCUGUCUCUACAUAGACGUCCUGCCUGUAGAGACGGUUCUGCGUAUCUGGGACUGUCUGUUCUACGAGGGUUCUAAGAUUCUGUUCCGUGUGGCUCUGACGUUGAUAAGGAACCAGCAGGCUGAGGUCCAACAGGCCGGUUCCCUGCCUGACGUCUGUGACUGCUUCAAACACAUGACCAGAGGGCCCGAUGUAGAGGACUGCCACACCUUCAUGCAGAAAAUCUUCACGGAACCCGGAAGCCUCUCCAUGGCAACCAUCACCAAGCUCCGGGAGACGUGUCGAGCACGCAUCAUCGCUGAGGAGUCCUGACCCCAUCCUCCUGACCUGUCAAUCAAACACACUACACAUUCCGGGCUGGGUCCCAACACUCCUUAAUGGUCUCCUCUCCUCGGAUCCUAUUCCUCACUGUUGGGACAGUGUCCUAGACUGUUUAGUACUCUUUAGCAUGACUACCAUGUAGCUAUGUAGACUACCAUGUAUGGAGACUAUAAGGUGUUACUAGUACCAGCUAAUUGAAUUAGUACCUAUCCUGUGGGGGCACAUGGUACAGGUUAAACAUGAGCCUGGCACAAUAAUUAACAACCAAGAUGUCAAUGAAACCUUUAGUCUAUUACACUAUUGUCAAUACUGUAUGAAAGUCACAUGAAAUAAAAACAUAUUUUAGCCAAUGGACAUGAAAACAUAAGCUCAAAUGUGGUGUGGUUUGGCAAUAAGUGACAUUUUGAAAAAGCAGAGAUGAUCAUCUUAAUGACGCGCUGACAGCAGAGGACGUUACCAGACUGAUGUCGUCUUAAUGACGCGCUGACAGCAGAGGACGUUACCAGACUGAUGUCGUCUUAAUGACGCGCUGACAGCAGAGGACGUUACCAGACUGAUGUCGUCUUAAUGACGCGCGGACAGCAGAGGACGUUACCAGACUGAUGUCGUCUUAAUGACGCGCGGACAGCAGAGGACGUUACCAGACUGAUGUCGUCUUAAUGACGCGCGGACAGCAGAGGACGUUACCAGACUGAUGUCGUCUUAAUGACGCGCGGACAGCAGAGGACGUUACCCGACUGAUGUCGUCUUAAUGACGCGCGGACAGCAGAGGACGUUACCAGACUGAUGUCGUCUUAAUGACGCGCGGACAGCAGAGGACGUUACCAGACUGAUGUCGUCUUAAUGACGCGCGGACAGCAGUGGACGUUACCAGACUGAUGUCGUCUUAAUGACGUGCGGACAGCAGAGGACGUUACCAGACUGAUGUCGUCUUAAUGAGGGACGUCGCUGAUCGUCUGAGACGCGAGGACAGCAGAGGACGUUACCAGACUGAUGUCGUCUUAAUGAGGGACGUCGCUGAUCGUCUGAGACGCGCGGACAGCAGAGGACGUUACCAGACUGAUGUCGUCUUAAUG